This is a messenger RNA of Sphaerodactylus townsendi, 5175 nucleotides long. RefSeq names its product F-box protein 21 (gene FBXO21). Bases 1 to 1866 code for a protein of 621 amino acids. The transcript has 12 exons. The record is from RefSeq and is a predicted model, not a curated record. Lineage: Eukaryota; Metazoa; Chordata; Lepidosauria; Squamata; Sphaerodactylidae. Gene Ontology annotation, molecular function: DNA binding; protein binding.
AUGGCGGCGGCGCCGUCGCCGGGAGCGGAGCGGGAGCCGGGCCUGGAGGCAGAGCAGGCGCCGCCGCCGCCGCCGGCAACUGGCCCGGCCCCGCUGACCCUGACAGCGCUGCCGGGGGAGCUGCUGGAGCUCAUCGCCUGCUGCGGGACGCUGAGCGCCACCGACGUGGGCCGCCUGGCCUGCACCUGCCGCCGCCUCCGGGAGGCCUGCCAGCCCCGCGGGAAGGUCUGGCGGGAGCAGUUCCGACUCAGGUGGCCAUCACUAAUGAAAUACUACAACCAGACAGAGAGCGUCAAUUGGCUGGAAGAAUAUAAAGAACGGCACAAAGCUGGCUUGGAAGCCAGAAGAAUAGUAGCGUCGUUUUCCAAAAGGUUCUUUUCGGAACAUGUUCCUUGCGACGGCUUCAGUGACAUUGAGAGUCUGGAGUGCCCAAGUCACUUCUUUGAGGAUGAACUGAUGUCCAUCCUUAAUAUGGAAGGAAGGAAAGGCCUGACAUGGAAGUACUAUGCAAAGAAAAUUCUCUACUUCCUGCGGCAACAGAAUAUUUUAAAGAAACUGAAGGCAUAUCUUCAGCGCCCAGCUGAUGAACAGUCGUUCUUGGAAGGUGCUGUAUUAAUCGAUCAGUACUGUAACCCUUUGUCAGACAUUUGCCUUGGGACUGUUCAGGCCCAGAUCGAUGACAUUGCUGCUAAAGUUCGUAAAUUUCUGAAGUCCAAACACCCCCGGCAUCCCAGCGUGACCUCAAAAGCAGGAGAAGUCUCUCAGGUAGUCUCUGAGGUGGAGCUUCAGAGGCAAGUGCUAGAUGCCAUGAACUACGUCCUGUAUGAACAGUUGAAAUACAAAGGGAACGAGGUGGAUUACUACAAUUCUCUGAAUUCAUACAUUCGCCAGGUUUUGAUCAAUCGGACUGGAAUCCCAAUCAGCUUGUCUGUCCUUUAUUUGACAAUUGCCAAGCAGUUGGGAGUCAGGUUGGAGCCUGUCAACUUUCCCAGUCACUUUUUGCUCAGAUGGUGCCAAGGGACAGAAGGAAGCACGAACAUCUUCGACUACACUUACAUUGACGCUUUCGGAAAGGGCAAGCAGCUAAACGUGAAGGAAUGCGAGUACCUGAUUGGACACCACGUGACAGGGGAGUUCUAUGGCGUGGCAACAGCAAAGGAAGUUUUGCAGCGAAUGGUGGGCAACUUGCUGAACAUUGGGAAACGGGAAAGCACUGAUCAGUCCUACCAGCUCUUGAGAGACUCAUUGGAUCUUUACCUGGCCAUGUAUCCAGACAACGUGCAGCAUCUAAUGCUCCAAGCAAGACUGUACUUCCAUCUGGGAAUCUGGCCAGAAAAGGUUCUGGACAUUCUGCAGCAUAUUCAAGCCUUGGACCCUUCCCAGCACGGGGCAGUGGGCUAUUUGGUCCAGCAUACUUUGGAACACAUUGAGCGUCGCAAAGAGGAAUCGGGGCCUGACGUGAAGCUCCACUCCGACGAGAAGCAUAAAGAUGUCUGCUAUUCCGUUGGCCUGGUUAUGAAGCACAAGAGAUAUGGCUAUAACUGCGUGAUCUACGGCUGGGACCCAGCCUGCAUGAUGGGUCACGAGUGGAUUCGAAACAUGAACGUCCACAGCUUGCCACACGGUCCCCAUCAACCUUUCUACAAUGUGCUGGUGGAGGAUGGAUCUUGCCGAUAUGCUGCACAAGAGAACCUGGAACAUAACGCAGAGCCUGGCGAAAUCCCUCACCCAGACAUCGGUCGGUACUUUAUGGAGUUUGCAGGCACACACUAUGAGGCAAAUGCGGAAUUGGAGAUCCGAUAUCCUGAGGAUCUGGAGCUUACACGCGCAACUGUCCAAAAGAUACACAGCGAGAAUAAGGAAUGAGCUUUUAAUCUUUUUGUGAGGGCAGGCGAUCCCUUCGCAAAGCAGCCACGAGAACAGCACUGCGGGAGACGGGUUUCCGUAGCUGUUGUCUGGCCUAAUCAGGAAUUGCACUUUGCUGGAGGUGAAGCAUCUCUUCUGAAACCACUCGGUUGCAUCACACCAACGCAAACGAAAGAAUGUGGGCCGCAUGAAUGGCCUGGAAAGGAUGCCCCUUGCCUGAAAUUAUUGCCAUACAAAAAAAUCUCACUGCUUUCCUCAAGUCUGACUCUUUUUCUAGACUUUUGGGAUAUAGGCCAGAGACUGAAAAUGCCCACCCUUGGUCACAUUUGUGCUAGUUUAAUGAUCUGGGGUUUGCACACAGUAGUGAUGGUCCAAGGUCCUUUUGAAAUAACACCUCACUCCACUUCUUUGAUCAUUCUUGUAGCCAGCAGUCCAGUGCCAAAGUCUUGGGAAUGAUGCCGGAACUUUCUUGCCCAAAGAACUUGAAGAAACCUGUCAAGUCGAAGUCUUCUGCUGCAUCAGACGAACAGCUUAAUUUGCAUCUGGACAGGAAGUUCAUGGGGAACAGGAAGUUGUAUCUAGCUUCCUCUUAUUGGGUUUUGAGACUGAAUUUUGUGUUCUGAUUGCCAGCAAGGCAUACUGAUGAUGUCAUGUUUGUGAUCCUGUUGCGCUUUUUAAACCCUUCUCUCCAUUUUCUCUUUGCUUUGUAUCUCUUAGGCCCCUUCCGCACAUGCAGAAUAAUGCACUUUCAAUCCACUUUCAAUGCACUUUGCAGCUUUUUACUGUGCGGAAUAGCAAAAUCCACUUACAAACAAUUGUGAAAGUGGAUUGAAAGUGCAUUAUUCUGCAUGUGCGGAAGGGGCCUUAGGUUGGUUUCUCAGAAAUUCCAUGGUAAAAGUCAAACCAAGCAUUCCCCUCUUCUGUCUACCAUUGUCAACUCAAAAGAGCAAUGUUUUCUAGUGUGACACUAACAAUGUAAUCCUCAGUAGAGUUAUACCCUUCGAAACUUGUUGUGGUCUUGGAAGGAUAUAACUGUUUAGGAUUGCACUCUAAUGGCCCAAUCCAGAUGCGGAGGCACCUCUGCUUGCAGAGGUGGCAUGGGACUGUGCCAACACGGUGGGCCCCCACCGGUGCAAGGGACAUCCGCGUUGAUGGAGGGGGCAAAGGCGCCAGUGGGUGGCUGCUCCUUAGCUCCACAGCAGCAAAAGUCAGACGUCCAGGCCGCUGCGGAGCUACACUGGCAUGAGGGAGCAGUCUGGGGCAUUCCUGGGGGUGGAGCUGACAUUAGUUAGCUUCCGCCCCAGGUUUGUGGCUGCUUGUGCCACAGCUCCGGUCCUGGACUUAAUGGAUGGCAUAACUCCAUUAAGUCCUAUGGAGGGCUUUCUGGCUGUGGGGUUUCUCUCUCUCUCCCUCUCUCUCUCUCUCUCUCUCUCUCUCUCUCUCUCUCUCUCUUUCUCUCUCUUUCUUACUCUCGCUCUCUCCCUCUCCUCUCUCUCUCUUUCUUACUCCCCGCUCCACCGGAAAGCUCUCUGGAGGUGGUGCGGCAGCAGUGCUAUCCCUGGCAGCCUAGGGCUCUGGAUUGGGCUGCCCAUGGCAGGCUUGCUUUUUAAAACGGAAGUCCUACUUUUUGGCUCAUUCCGCACAUGCAGAAUAAUGCGCUUUCAAACUGCUUUCAGUGCUCUUUGAAGCUGUGCGGAAUGGCAAAAUCCACUUGCAAACAGUUGUGAAAGUGGUUUGAAAACACAUUAUUUUGCAUGCGCGGAAGGGGCCUUUGUCUCUUCCAAACAUAAACCUUGUGCAGAAGGAAAUGUUAAUGUCUAAGGCUUGCUAUAUUAGGGACAGUUCAAUACAUCUGGGUCAUGUGACCAAAAUAUUAUUGGAAUGGGAUCUGGACAUGCAGGAAGGAAAUGACUGCCACUCUCCUUCUAUGUUCUGUUAGGCAUUUUAAACAUAUAAUGCAAAAGCAUGGAAGAGUAAUUUCUAAAUUGGCCUCUGUAAGUAGGCAGCCAGCAGCUUUUGCAGGAUUAUUUUUCUCCUUUUUUAUUUCUUAAAAAGAGGGGAAAAACAAAAAAAAUUAAAGAUACAAUAAAGAGAAACAUACAAAAACAGUAGUGAUGGAUCUAUGCAUAAAUUUCUAUAAAUAGUUUCCAGAUAUCUAAAAAUAAGUCCAUACUCAAUUGUCUUCUAUAUGCCAUUAGUUUAAAUAUGGAUAGAAUUCUAAGAUGCUCAAUCUAUUGAUUUACCACUGGGUUAUCUGCUUGAUUCCACUAUAGGUAGAAAUUCUUAUUAUCACAUUGUGAAAAAUGAAAUGAUAAAAAUGAAGUUUAAUUUUGAACAGCACUGUUAGUAGCAGUGAAACCAGCUUUUUAAAGAUUGAUUUGUAUGCCGUAUUUCCAUUAUAUUUAACAAGCACUUUUCCUUGGAACCUUCUCUGUAUCUUCUGGCUGAUGUGCAGCAGAUGGCAUAGAGGGGUAUAUUCAGGCAUCCCGUUUCUCCUGUCUUCAGGUCAUUCUGCCUGCCCACCAAAUGCAGGAGUGCCUCCUGGUACAGUGAUUAUGUUUGAGUCACAGCAGUUUGGUCUGCCGUCAUUUUUUUCUGCUGAAAACAACAACUGCUGAAAUUUACAUCCGUUUUACAUAUCUGAACAUGUGAGCCUUGCUCAGAACUGCCCUGAGAGAGGCAAUGGAAGGAGAGAUGACGAUGAAAAUAGAAGGCAGGAGAGCAUCAUCUUACAUGUGCACCAUGAUUUUACACGUAUCUACUCAGAAGCAAGUCCUACUGUGGUCAGUGGAGCUUACUCUCUUGUAAAUGUGCAAAGAAUUCCAGUCUCACUCUGAAUGUCAGAGACCUCCACUGGAGACCCUAUGCAAUUUGCACAACAGGUAUUUAGAAUCUGAACCUCCUACCUUUUAAAGGUAAGAACUUCUAGCAAUACUCAUAGCCUGGCCUUGCCCUCUCUGUCAGGAGGGAUGCUGCUACCUGAGGACAUGAGGGGACUGUCUGUCUGCCCAAAUGUCAGCUUUUACAGCUACAAAUGGAGCAGAAUGAGAUAAUAAACUACUGAGCUGGUGGGCUGGGCUACAUCACUUGUGCCAUUAGGCGGGGGAAUGCCAUAAUCAAAAGUUCACGGGGUUUUUUUAAAAAAAGGUCCCUGCAAGCAGUAAGCUGAUGUAGUGGUGUAGAUGGUUAAGAGCAGCAGUGGCGUAGGAGGUUAAGAGCUUGUGUAUCUAAUCUGGAGGAACCGGGUUUGAUUCCCAACUCUGCCGCCUGAGCUGUGGAGGCUUAUCUGGGGAAUUCAGAUUAGCCUGU